AUGUUGGACCUCAGUUUUAACAUGUUUGAGGGGAUAAUACCUUUACCCCAAUACUCCGGGGAGAUGCUUGAUUACUCAAGCAACUGUUUCUCUUCCAUGCCUCCUAAUAUUUCUACUCAACUUGAAGAUACUUCCUAUUUCAAGGCAUCAAGCAACAAGCUCUCAGGGAAUAUUCCACCAUAUUUUUGUAGCACAGAACUGACAAUUCUUGAUCUGUCUUACAACAACCUCAGUGGUUCAAUUCCUUCAUGCCUAAUGGAGGAUAACAAUGCACUGCAAGUUCUUAAUCUGAAAGAAAACCAACUUUCUGGACAGCUGCCACAUAAUAUCAAUGAAAGUUGCAAGUUUGAGGCACUAGACUUGAGUGACAACCAGAUUGAAGGACAGUUGCCUAGAUCUCUAGCUUCUUGCAAGUACCUGGAGGCCCUCGAUAUUGGACACAAUCAAAUUAGUGACUCUUUUCCAUGUUGGAUGACUGCACUUCCCGGACUUGAAGUCCUCGUCCUAAAGUCUAAUAAGUUAUUUGGACAGGUGUCACCUUCUAUUGAUUAUGAGAAAAGCACUUGUGAGUUUCCAAGGCUGCGGAUCCUGGAUCUGGCCUCCAACAACUUAUCAGGGACAUUGACAGAAGGAUGGUUUAUUAGAUUGAAGUCCAUGAUGGUUGAAGUUGUGAAUGAAACGUCAGUCAUGGAGUAUAACAGCUAUCAAAACCAAGUAUACCAGGUCAACACUGUGCUCAGAUACAAAGGGUAUGCCGUCUCCUUUACCAAAAUACUAAUAACCCUUGUAUUCAUUGAUGUCUCAAACAAUGCAAUCCAUGGUAGCAUCCCUGGAGCUAUUGGAGAACUUGUUUUGCUGCAAGUGCUCAACAUGUCGCACAACUCCUUCACAGGGCCGAUUCCAUCUCAGUUCGUCUAUUUGCACCAGCUGGAGUCUUUGGACAUCUCAUCAAAUGGUAUUUUAGGGGAGAUUCCGCAGGAGAUAUCCUCUCUCGACUUCCUCACAACAUUGAACCUAUCCAACAACAUGCUGGAGGGAAGGAUACCAGAAUCGCCUCAUUUCUCGACAUUCGAUAAUAGCUCAUUUAUGGGUAACACUGGGUUAUGUGGGCCUUCACUGUCAAAACAGUGCAGCAAUGAGACACCACCAAGUUCGGCGCUUCAUAAUUCGAAGGAGAAAUCUGCAGAUGUUAUGUUGUUCCUUUUUGUUGGAUUGGGACUUGGUGUUGGGUUUGCAGUUGCAAUUGUAGUGAUAUGGGUGCUCCCCCUUAGAAAGAAAUCCUGA
Triticum turgidum subsp. durum (durum wheat) is the source of this 1284-nucleotide messenger RNA. The record is from the annotation of a GenBank genome assembly. Lineage: Eukaryota; Viridiplantae; Streptophyta; Magnoliopsida; Poales; Poaceae.